UAGCGGACGUGGUUAGUGGCAGAUCAAGCAAGAUCUGUAGCUGCUCAACAUCGCCGUCUCCGUUUGGAAGUCGAGUUUUGACAAAAGACGUGGCAAUAGAAUUACAUCAUGUGCGGAAUCUUUGCAUACCUGAACUACCUGACCCCGAAGACCCGGCGGGAGAUCCUGGAGCUGUUGGUGAACGGGCUGAAGAGACUCGAGUACCGCGGCUAUGACUCCGCCGGGGUGGCGCUCGACUCCCCGGACGGCAAGGACAUGGCCAUCGUCAAGAAGAGCGGCAAGGUGAAGGCCCUCGAGGACGAGAUCUUCUCCAAAGAAAAAACGUUGGACUUCGAUUCUUCCACUGACUGCCAUGUGGGAAUUGCUCACACCCGUUGGGCUACUCAUGGUGUUCCCAGUGAGAUAAAUUCUCAUCCUCAGCGAUCUGAUGUCAACCACAGCUUUGUUGUAGUCCAUAAUGGAAUUGUGACAAACUAUAAGGAUGUAAAACUCUUUCUGGAGAAGAAAGGAUUUCGCUUUGAAUCAGAUACCGAUACUGAAGUUAUAGCUAAAUUGGUGUUGCAUUUAUAUACUCAGCAUCCUACGUAUUCUUUCCGGGAAUUAGUGGAGCAAGAAGGGGCUUUUGCUUUGUGCUUCAAGAGUAAGCAUUUUCCUGGUGAAUGUGUAGCAACAAGGCGGGGUAGCCCUCUUUUGGUGGGUAUUAAGGCCAAGACUCGUCUUGCCACUGAUCAUGUGCCCAUUUUGUACAGCAAAGAUCACCGUCCUCAUGGCAGGGGUGAGAUACCAAUCUUACCUCGUUCAGACUCUACAGCAGAGUUUCAACCUUUGGAAGACAAGGAGGUGGAGUAUUUCUUUGCUUCAGAUGCUAGUGCUGUUAUUGAACACACCAACAGAGUGAUUUUCCUUGAGGAUGAUGAUGUUGCUGCUGUUAAGGAAGGUUCUUUGAGUAUUCACAGACUUCGACGAACUUUGGAUGAAUCUCACUCUCGUGAAAUUAUUACCCUGAAGAUGGAAAUUCAGCAGAUUAUGAAAGGUAAUUACAGCUAUUUUAUGCAGAAGGAAAUUUUUGAACAACCUGAGUCUGUUGUGAAUACAAUGCGAGGUCGUCUUAAUUUUGAAACUGGUUCUGUUGUACUUGGAGGCAUUAAGGAUUACAUUCCUGAAAUUCGACGGUGUCGUCGACUGAUGUUGAUUGGUUGUGGAACAAGUUAUCAUAGUGCGAUUGCAACUCGGCAGUUAUUGGAAGAAUUGACUGAAUUACCUGUAAUGGUGGAGUUGGCAUCCGAUUUUUUGGAUCGUAAUACUCCAGUCUUUAGGGACGACGUUUGUUUCUUUAUUUCACAAUCUGGUGAAACAGCAGAUACUCUCAUGGCCCUACGAUAUUGCAAGAAUCGUGGAGCCCUUAUUGUUGGUAUUACAAACACUGUAGGCAGCUCCAUUUGCAGAGAAUCGCAUUGUGGUGUGCACAUUAAUGCCGGCCCAGAAAUAGGUGUUGCUUCCACCAAAGCCUACACUUCGCAGUUUAUUUCUCUUGUCUUAUUUGCUCUUGUGUUGAGCGAAGACAGAAUUUCUCUUCAGUCUCGCAGAGCCGAGAUAAUCAAAGGUCUGGAGAAUCUUCAAGAGCAGAUUCGUGAAGUCCUGAAACUAGAUGAUGAAGUACUGGCAUUGGCUAAAGAUUUGUAUCAGCAUAAGUCUCUCUUGAUCAUGGGUCGUGGAUUUAAUUUUGCUACAUGCUUAGAGGGUGCAUUGAAAGUCAAGGAACUGACAUACAUGCAUAGUGAAGGCAUUAUGGCUGGAGAACUUAAACAUGGACCACUGGCUCUUGUUGACAAAAAUAUGCCUGUUCUCAUGAUUAUCAUGAGAGAUCCUGUAUAUGUUAAAUGCAUGAAUGCUGUCCAGCAAGUCACAGCUCGUGAAGGUCGACCUAUUGUAAUCUGUGAGAAAGGUGAUACAGAAACCCAAAGUUAUGCAUUCAAGAGUCUUGAAAUACCUCGUACUGUGGAUUGUCUGCAGGGAAUAUUGACUGUAAUCCCGAUGCAGCUGUUGUCAUAUCACAUUGCUGUACUCAGAGGAUGCAAUGUUGAUUGUCCAAGGAAUUUGGCUAAAUCUGUCACUGUUGAAUAAAAUUUUGGAUGAAUUUGUUAAUGUAUUAAAUUCUCUUAAUUAUUCUGCUCUACUCUACGAAGAAAUGAAAUCCUUAUUCAAGAGAAUGAAAAAAGACUUUUGUUGGAAACCUAAACAUCUUUAGGAUGCUGCACAUAUCUCUUGAAAAUUACAUUUAAAUGAGUAAUUUGCAGAAAUUUGUAUUUUAAAAGUUAUUUUACCUCGAGAACAUUUCUUUUAUACAAAUUAUUAUUUAAAAAUCCAAAAAUACAUGCAUUUAAUUCCAAAGCAUGUAUGUAUUCAUUCCCUUUUAAAUUCCAUUAUUUAAUAAUGGAAUUGAUUUUUUGUGUGUGAAUAGCAAUGUUUUUAUAUCAAUGAAAGUAUGAAUGUAGUAUAAUAUAUUUGUGGAAAUGUAUAUAUGUAUGGAUGUGUAGAUUGUUUCUAUGAGAAAAGAAAGAUGAACAAUUAUGAUUCUACGUACAUUUAGAAAUUUUAUAAUGUAAAGAAUACUUUAUGAUAAGUGGAAUUCAUGUUAAAAAAAAAGAAGAAAAAAAAUUAAGAGAAUUUAUUUUAAAAACUAAAUCUAAUACUGAUAAUAGAGACAAUUAAUUAAACAGGGACAUUCAAAAUAUAAGGAAUUGAUCAUUUUUCUCUUUUGAAUGUAAAGAAAUGACUAAUUGUAAUUUUGCUAAGUAUUGAAAAUGAUCAAGGAGUAAAUUUAUAAGUUAAGUUCUGAAGUGCAAUGAAUUGCAGAUCAGUUGGUUAUAUGAAUGAUUUAUACAAAAAUAAUGGAUAUAUUUGAUUUUGUAUUUUAAAACAUCUUAAGAAUCUAAUGCAUAUUUACAAUUUAUAAGCAUUGGUUGCUUGAAUAUUACUUUUAAAUUGCAUUUAAUGCAUGAAAAUUAAUUUGUUGUGUAUCAGUGAAUACUUAAUUCAUGCUUGGCAAAAAAGUAUAUUUUCAAUGCCAUUGUUUGACCAAAAAACUGUUAUUUAUUUCACUUCUCAAAUCCCUAAUCUGGCUACAUCUGGAGAAAGACAAGUGUGAUUUUGCAGAUACCUGGUAGUUUCAAAGUGACCAUAUAUGUUGAUACAGUUCAUGACAAAGAAACUUAGAUGGACAAUAAAUGACUUUGUUUAUAGAAUAUUACACUGUGUUUCUUGACCAAAAAUUGAAACGUGAAAAAUCAAAUGAAAAUUCUUGUUCAACUAAAAUAUUAUAAAUGUUUUUAUUGUAUGAAUAGUUGAUAAAAUUAUUAAUUCAUUUUUGCUGACAAUAAAAAAUAAAUUUGUUUUUAAAAUUACAUGUCAAGAAUUAAAUGUAAAUAAUGUUUAAAGUAACUAAGAUAUUUAUAGUUAUUUUGGGAAGGUGAAGAUUGGUGAAUUAAUUGUUAUUUUGUGGGAAUAAAUUUAAAAUAAGAUGCGAGUAUAAAACUGUUUUUUUUUUUAAUAGUGUUGUUUGCAACCAUCUUCAUUUACUUCAGUAGGUUACUUAAUAUUUCACAAAUAAGUUUUUGUAUUACUGUGUCUGCUUUUGGAGCUAUUUUAAUUUUGUUACUGGUACAGUUUUGGGAAAUGCCUCUUUUCUUGCUGCUUUGUUAUGGUAAAGAAAUCUGUAAAUCUAUUUUAAAGAUUUUUAUUGUCACUCACAAUAUAGUGACAUUCCAGAUGCAAUUGAGAUGAAAUAAAUUUUUUGGCAUUUUUA
Messenger RNA from Gryllus bimaculatus (two-spotted cricket), 3805 nucleotides. The record is from the annotation of a GenBank genome assembly. Lineage: Eukaryota; Metazoa; Arthropoda; Insecta; Orthoptera; Gryllidae.